AUGGCGGCGGCGCGGCGGCAGCGCGCGCGGCGGUACCGCUUCCAGGAGGGUCCGGCGGCGCUGGCCGUGCGCGUGCCCGAGGUGCUGGACUCGCAGUACGGCACGUACGUGUGGCCCUGCGCCGUGGUCCUGGCCCAAUACCUGUGGGUGCACAGGCGGAGCCUGCUCGGCAAGCGAGUGCUGGAGAUCGGUGCCGGUGUGAGCCUCCCCGGCGUGGUGGCCGCCAGGUGCGGUGCCCAGGUGAUCCUGUCGGACAGCGAGGAGCUGCCCCAGUGCCUGCGGAGCUGCCGCAGCAGCUGCCUCAUGAACCGCCUGCCAAACGUGCCCGUCCUCGGUCUCACCUGGGGCCGCGUGUCGCCAGAGCUGCUCUCUCUUGCACCCAUAGACAUUAUUUUAGGCUCAGAUGUCUUUUUUGACCCCAAAGACUUUGAAGAUAUUUUAACUACAAUUUACUUCUUGUUGGAGAAGAACCAACAUGCUCAAUUUUGGACAACGUACCAAGUCCGAAGUGCUGACUGGUCUGUCGAGGCUCUGCUCCACAAAUGGAACCUGAAGAGCACCCACGUUCCCCUGCACUCCUUUGGUGCAGACAAAGAGCACUUGGCCAGCUCCUCUAUGCCAGGAAGACACACAAUUGAAAUGAUGAUCAUCUCACUAGCACAGUCAGAGGGCACUUCACUUUAUUCCACUUCAGACUGCAGUACAAGGUGAUACUCAGCUGUUCACUGUAGCACAGAGCUGCAGAGAACAGUCCUGGUUACAGCAAACCUCGUGGAUAUUUUGGGGAAGCAGCAAUUCCUGAAACAUGCAUUGUAAAAAUAAAGCUGUUUGGUUUUCCA
Molecule: messenger RNA, 839 nt
Organism: Camarhynchus parvulus
Lineage: Eukaryota; Metazoa; Chordata; Aves; Passeriformes; Thraupidae
Gene: METTL23
Product: methyltransferase like 23
Exons: 5
Coding region: 1-711 (236 amino acids)
Cellular component (GO): cytoplasm; nucleus
Source: RefSeq, a predicted model, not a curated record